Molecule: messenger RNA, 2087 nt
Organism: Sorghum bicolor (sorghum)
Lineage: Eukaryota; Viridiplantae; Streptophyta; Magnoliopsida; Poales; Poaceae
Product: DUF21 domain-containing protein At4g14240
Exons: 13
Coding region: 109-1665 (518 amino acids)
Biological process (GO): magnesium ion homeostasis
Cellular component (GO): intracellular membrane-bounded organelle
Source: RefSeq, a predicted model, not a curated record
UCCUCCCUAAACGCCCCUUCCUGGACGGCGGGACCUGCUUAUACGGUGCCCACGCAUCGGGCCGUGGGAGGCGGGCUCUGUUUCUGACUCAUCCUUCGGCCGAGGGCGAUGGCGGCGGCGGCGGGGAGGGCGCGGGCGGUGAGCCUGGCGGCGGCGGUGCGCGUGGUGGCGGCCACGGCGCGGCCGGCGUCGAGCGCGGCCGCGGCGGCGGGAGUGGGCGCGAUGGCGUUGAUCGUGCAGGGGGAGGACACGGCCUUCGGGUCGCUGGAGUGGUGGGCGUACGCGGGCAUCUCCUGCUUCCUCGUGCUCUUCGCCGGGAUCAUGUCCGGGCUCACACUCGGGCUCAUGUCGCUCGGCCUCGUCGAGCUGGAGAUCCUCCAACGCAGCGGCACCGACGCCGAGAAGGCUCAGGCUGCUGCCAUCCUUCCAGUUGUUCAAAAGCAACACCAGCUUCUUGUCACCCUGUUGUUGUGUAAUGCUGCUGCCAUGGAGGCACUUCCUAUAUUUCUUGACAGAAUGUUUCAUCCUGUUGUUGCUGUAAUAUUGUCAGUGACAUUUGUUCUUGCCUUUGGAGAGGUUAUACCGCAAGCAAUCUGUACCAGAUAUGGUCUGGCAGUGGGUGCUAACUUUGUAUGGCUCGUACGCAUUCUCAUGGUCAUCUGCUAUCCAAUUUCUUACCCUAUUGGGAAGAUCUUGGACUGUGCUCUUGGGCACAAUGAGUCUGCACUUUUUAGGCGAGCUCAGUUGAAAGCUCUUGUUUCAAUCCAUAGCAAAGAGGCUGGCAAGGGUGGAGAGCUCACCCAUGAUGAGACUACAAUCAUAAGUGGAGCCUUGGACCUGACCGAAAAGACUGCUGCAGAAGCUAUGACACCUAUUGAGUCAACUUUCUCACUAGAUGUGGAUUCCAAGUUGGACUGGGAAGCUAUUGGAAAAAUUCUUGCCCGUGGUCACAGUCGUGUUCCUGUAUACUCAGGGAACCCUAAAAACAUCAUCGGUCUCCUAUUGGUGAAGAGUCUUUUGACUGUUCGUGCUGAAACUGAGACGCCAGUUAGUGCUGUUUCAAUUAGAAGGAUUCCAAGGGUUCCUUCAGACAUGCCUUUGUAUGAUAUACUCAAUGAGUUUCAGAAAGGAAGUAGUCAUAUGGCUGCUGUUGUGAAGGCUAAACCCAAAACUGAACCACUCCCUGAUAAAACUGAACCAAACAGGGAAGUAGUUGGGUCAGCACAGUUGACUGUUCCCUUGUUAUCUAAUGCUGAAGAAAGUGCAGACAAUGUGGUUGUGGAUAUCGAAAGACCACAUAACAGGCAGGUUAAUGGAAACGCAGUGCCUAGGUCAUCAGAGGAUAUUGAGGACGGUGAGGUCGUUGGUAUCAUCACACUUGAAGAUGUAUUUGAAGAACUCCUACAGGAGGAAAUAGUGGAUGAGACUGAUGAAUAUGUUGAUGUUCAUAAAAGGAUCCGAGUAGCUGCUGCUGCCGCUGCAUCAUCGGUUGCAAGGGCUCCAUCCGUUAGGAGAUUAACAGGCCAAAAGGCUGCAAACCUUCAGGGAGCACAGAAUCGCCAAGGACAGCAACCUCCUGGAAUUCUCAAGAAACCCACUGAGGGUGAUUCAAACCCAUCAAAACAAGUGAACCUUGUGGAGCCUCUUCUGGAAAAGAGGAGGUAACUCUAAAAUGCGUCGAGCACCGUAGCCGAUAAAACGCGCGGAAUCAAGCUGGAAGAGCCUAUGGUUCUUGCUAUAUAGCAAGAGGUACAUACAGAUGAACUCAUUGUUGUAAAUUCCAACAGGAGCGAUGUGCUUUUGGUGUCAUGGUCUCAUGGACAUUAGUGUUGAAUUCUUUCUCUUCCGCCUCCCCCUUUUAGUUAUGGGCUUCGAAAGUAGAAUAGCCACUUUUGAAUCUGUCUAUGACCGCUCACCGGCGGUAGCACCUGCUUUAUAUAUAUGCUUCAAAUUCGUAGAUAACUAGGCUUUAUAUAGUUAUUCAUAAGAUGUUUUUUUGAUCGAAACGGACAUGCUCGUAGUGUGAACCAGUUGAGAAUACCAUGUUGCUAUAUUUUUCCUACGAAAAGAUUAUUCCACGUGGACCA